Molecule: messenger RNA, 1605 nt
Organism: Sclerotinia trifoliorum
Lineage: Eukaryota; Fungi; Ascomycota; Leotiomycetes; Helotiales; Sclerotiniaceae
Source: the annotation of a GenBank genome assembly
AAAUGCCCCUCUCCAAACUUAACAACCAUUCUUCCAAUAUCCCCGAAAUAGUUUUUUUAAGAUCUUGAAACUCUAAGCUUUCCAAAUCUGCAAUAAGAUUACUACUUUUCCAAAAACCUCAGACUUGAAAGUGUCGUCAGACGUGCAACAAGACUUUUGGGAAGUUCGAGUGUAAGCUAAGAUUGGUGGUGGGCUACAAUCUCGCAGGUUUCGCACUUCUUCGACAUCAUAUCUACGAAAUUUACGGCGGCUUCUGGAUAUUCCAUAUACAUGAAGGAUAAUUUGAAGGGUUAUAUUAUCCCUAUUUAAUGCAAUAAGAAAAAUACUAGGAUUCCUACUCACACCUCUCACCUACGAUUCGCCCCUCAUUAUCAUCCUACGAUCAUCACAAAUUAUAACCACACGCCAUUCACACAUAAAGCACAACAUGCCUUUCGCACAACUCGUCCUCGGCUCUCCUGGUGCUGGGAAAUCUACCUACUGCAAUGGUAUGCAACAGUUCAUGUCUGCCAUCGGAAGAAAAUGUUCUAUUGUGAAUCUCGACCCUGCGAAUGACCAUACGAGCUAUCCUUGCGCCAUCGACGUGCGCAAUUUGAUAAAGCUGGAAGAGAUUAUGGAAGAAGAUUCAUUAGGGCCCAAUGGUGGUGUGCUCUAUGCCCUUGAGGAAUUAGAGCAGAAUAUCGAGUGGUUGGAAGAAGGGUUGUCGGAGCUAGGCGAGGAUUAUGUACUUUUUGAUUGUCCAGGCCAGGUCGAACUUUACACACAUCAUUCGUCUUUACGGAAUAUAUUUUUUAGGUUACAGAAAUUAGGAUAUAGAGUAUGUUAUUCAGUUUGCAAUUGGAUAUCUACUUCAGGGAAUCAAUAUGCUGACAUUUGUGCAGCUCGUAGUUCUUCAUCUUUCCGAUUCCUAUUGCUUGACUUUGCCUUCAUUAUACAUCUCGAAUCUUAUCCUCUCACUGCGAGCAAUGCUACAGAUGGAUUUGCCACAUCUGAAUGUCUUGACAAAAAUGGACAAGCUGGCUUCGUAUCCACCACUUCCUUUCAACUUAGACUUUUAUACCGAAGUCCAAGAUCUGUCAUAUUUACUCCCUAGUCUUCAAGAAGAAUCAUCUGUAAUGCAAGGCUCAAAGUUUGAAGGUCUGAAUAAAGCUAUCAUUCAGCUUGUUGAGGAUUUUGGGUUGGUGGGAUUCGAGACUUUGGCGGUGGAGGAUAAAAGGAGUAUGAUGCAUCUACUCCAGGUCAUAGAUCGUGCCGGAGGAUAUGCUUUUGGUGGCGCGGAGGGGGCGAAUGAUACCGUCUGGCAGGUCGCUAUGAGAGAAGGUACCACAACGAUGGAUAUAAAAGACGUUCAGGAGCGAUGGAUCGAUCGCAAAGAAGAGUACGACGAGGCAUAUCGUGAGAUGGACAGGAAGCAGUUUGAGGAACAAUCCAAGAUCCAAGAAGAGGAUGAGAAUUCAAGAGCCGCAGAAGAUGAUGACGAUCUCGAGGAGAUGGCUCGGGCACCAUUCGAUUCGGGAAUAAAAGUUGUUAGAACAAAUCAAUGAUACCGUCAUCCAUUUCCAUCACUUAAUUCUUCAUCUUCAUCACUAUCCACUGCAUCCACCA